AAUAAAGUACACGUUAGUCGUUAAUCAUGCCCAUUCCCGCUAAAAUUCCCAACCAGACAAAAAUCCUCCAUAUAGUUCCACUCAAAUAAAAUAUUAAAAAUAAUAAUUACACUAACUGCCACUGUUAUCCAAUGGCUUCUCUUCAAUCAAAUCCUCGAUUUUACUGUUACAGGCUCGGCUCUUCUUCUUCUUCUUGCAAGAACCGGACGUUAAAUUUUUGUCGCAGCGGGUUUAGGUUUCCGAUACGGUUAAACCCGAAACACAGGGUUUUUGAACCGAGCAGGAGUGGAGUUAGGUUAAUUACUUGCUCUAGCAAAGUAAAUAAUAUUAGCGACGCUGCUAUCACUUCAAUUGAUAAGGAGCAAGAGAAUGAGAUUGAACGACCUCGUUUUGAUAUUAGUCUUGCUGUCAUUCUUGCUGGUUUCGCUUUUGAAGCUUAUACUGAUCCGCCUGAAAACAUUGGUAGGUGGGAAGUUGAUGCUGCUGGUUGUAAAACUAUUUACCUUUCAGAGGAAUUUGUGCGAGAGAUAUACGAUGGCCAGUUAUUUCUGAAACUGAAAAAAGGCUUGGAUUUGCCCGCGAUGGAUCCAUGGGGAACGAGUGAUCCGUAUGUGGUCUUGCAGCUGGAUAGUCAGGUUGUCAAAAGCAAGGUUAAAUGGGGGAAAAAGGAACCAACUUGGAAUGAGGAUUUCACUUUCAACAUUAAGCGGCAUCCAAUAAAAAGUCUUCAGGUUGCAGCUUGGGAUGCGAACCUUGUAACUCCACAUAAACGCAUGGGUAAUGCAGCCAUCAGUCUCGAAUGCCUCUGCGAUGGGAACUUGCAUGAGGUGUUGGUGGAAUUGGAAGGGAUGGGUGGUGGUGGGAAAUUGCAGCUAGAGGUCAAGUAUAAAACUUUCAGUGAAAUUGAAGAAGAAAAGAAGUGGUGGAGGAUUCCCCUUGUUUCAGACUUUCUACGGAAAAAUGGUUUUGAUUCUGCAGUGAAAAUGGUUGCUGGCUCUGACACGGUUCAAGCCCGUCAAUUUGUAGAAUAUGCUUUCGGCCAAUUAAAGUCAUUCAAUGAUGCAUAUCUUCCUAAGAAUCAAUUUUCAAAAAAUAAUGGCUCAGAAUCUGUUGGGAGUUCCAACGAUUCUAUUGUAUCAGACAUUCCUUCAGAAUUAGAGAACAUUUCAGAAGCCUCGUUGGACAACAAAAAUUGCGAUAUAGAGAACGUGUCAGAACCUUCUUUAGGUCACACAAGCGGUAGUGAAGAAAAUGAUGCGUAUGGUGGCUCAGAAAACGGAUAUGCAGCGGAGUUGGUGACAAAAGCUGGUGGGAGUAUGCAAUCAAAUAAACAAUUCUGGAAUAACUUGGCUGAAAUUGUGAAUCAAAGUAUUGUCCAGAAACUUGACCUCCCUGUUUCUAUGGAAUUCAAGUUGGAUGGAUUUGACUUAUUAAACAAGAUUGGAUUGCAAUCACAAAAGAUCGCAGAAGCAGGUUAUAUUGAAUCAGGCCUUGCAAUGCCUGAAGGCCACGGUGUCGACAGUGAUAAAGCAAGUAACCAGCUGUCGAUUAGCACGCUUCAGUCCUCACUUCCAGAUAUAAAAAAGGCAACAGAGGAUUUACUAAAGCAGACUGAUUCUGUUUUAGGUGCAUUGAUGGUUUUGACAGCAACAGUUUCUAAAUUAAAUAAAGAAUCCGGCCUCUCAGAAAAUACUUCUUCUGCGAAUGAGAAAUCUAUUCGCUCUCUGGAUGUGCCUGCAUUUGAUGAGAAGAAAGCUGAAGAGAUGAGAGCACUAUUUUCAACUGCAGAGAGUGCAAUGGAGGCUUGGGCAAUGCUUGCUACUUCCCUGGGCCAUCCAAGUUUUAUUAAGUCUGAAUUUGAGAAAUUAUGCUUUUUAGAUAAUUCAUCCACGGAUACACAGGUAGCAAUCUGGCGUGAUCCUGCACGGAAAAGAUUAGUUGUUGCAUUCAGGGGGACGGAACAAUCAAAAUGGAAGGACUUGCUGACUGAUUUAAUGCUAGCUCCUACUGGCUUAAAUCCUGAAAGACUCGGUGGAGAUUUCAAGCAAGAAGUUCAGGUGCAUAGUGGUUUUUUGAGUGCAUAUGAUUCUGUCAGGGUAAGGAUCAUUUCCAUCAUCAAACAUGCAAUUGGUUAUAGUGAUAAUGGAGCUGAACCAGCAGUGAAAUGGCAUGUUUUUGUUACUGGUCAUAGUUUGGGUGGUGCAUUGGCCACCCUCCUUGCUCUUGAACUUUCAUCAAGUCAGCUAUCUAAGUCUGCUGCCAUUUCAGUGAGUAUGUAUAACUUUGGAUCUCCUAGAGUUGGUAACAGAAGAUUUGCAGAACUCUAUAAUCAGAACGUUAAAGAUACCUGGAGAGUUGUGAACCACAGAGAUAUCAUACCAACAGUUCCUCGUUUGAUGGGAUACUGCCAUGUAGCGCAGCCUGUUUAUCUAGCUGCUGGAGAACUAAAAGACGUUUUGGAAAAUUUGGAGCUGUCAACAGAUGGCUAUGAAGUUGAUUUGAUUGCGGAGUCAACACCAGAUGUUCUUGUACAGGAAUUUAUGAAAGGAGAAAAGGAGCUGAUUGAAAAAAUUCUGCAAACUGAAAUCAAUAUAUUCCGCGCUCUUCGAGAUGGUACAGCACUAAUGCAGCAUAUGGAGGAUUUCUAUUACAUCACAUUGCUAGAGAGUGUGAGAUCAAAUUACCAGACUGCUAGGAGGCUGGAGAGCCAUGAACAAGAUAGGAUUUCGAAUAGCUAACAAGAUGGUAACAUCUGAAUGGCAGUAGCUGGGGCAUCGGGCUUGUAUGUAUAUAUCUCUUUACUAUAGUUAUUAUAGAACAGCACACUGCUUUCGUUAGGGACCCUAGAUUGCAAGUCCCUAUAAGAAUCUCAUAGGAAGAAUACUUGUAAAGGCAUAUGGAAACAAUAGAAUUGUACAGCUUCUUUUACCCCUUUUUAUUCUCUCUUAAGAUAGUAAAAUUUUAGGCGUGAUAAUAUAAAAAAUGAUGCUAGAAAGUAGUUUCCAUAUAAUGUCACUGGAAGAUAUUUGUGGGUUCGAUACUUCGAUCACAUUCUCUCCUUUUCUUCUA
Messenger RNA from Mercurialis annua (annual mercury), 3069 nucleotides. RefSeq lists its product as uncharacterized. Lineage: Eukaryota; Viridiplantae; Streptophyta; Magnoliopsida; Malpighiales; Euphorbiaceae. Bases 132 to 2738 code for a protein of 868 amino acids. Gene Ontology annotation, biological process: lipid metabolic process. The transcript is spliced from 18 exons. The record is from RefSeq and is a predicted model, not a curated record.